Messenger RNA from Pseudocercospora fijiensis CIRAD86, 1995 nucleotides. RefSeq lists its product as uncharacterized. Gene Ontology annotation, biological process: L-threonine biosynthetic process. The record is from RefSeq and is a predicted model, not a curated record. Gene Ontology annotation, molecular function: pyridoxal phosphate binding; threonine synthase activity. The transcript is spliced from 3 exons. The coding region runs from base 24 to 1697 and encodes 557 amino acids. NCBI's taxonomy places the organism in Eukaryota, Fungi, Ascomycota, Dothideomycetes, Mycosphaerellales, Mycosphaerellaceae.
AGCCUUUUCAUUCCUGGUCCAGAAUGCCAUCUCACAGCGCAUCGCAACGCUAUCUCAGCACGCGAGGAGGCUCCUACGAUUUCUCCUUCGAAGAUGUUGUGUUGAAAGGCCUGGCGCAAGACGGCGGACUAUUCAUACCAGAGGACAUCCCUACCCUCCCGCCCGACUUUCUUACCAAAUGGCAAGACUAUUCGUUUGAAGAGCUCGCUUUCGAAAUAUUCACGCUCUAUAUUUCCCGCCAAGAGAUCCCCGAAGCAGAUCUCAAGGACAUCAUAAAACGAUCGUACGAGACGUUCAGAGCGCCAGAAGUCACACCGCUCGUCACGUUGGACAAGAGCAAGAAGCUGCAUUUGCUCGAGCUCUUCCACGGACCGACCUUCGCGUUCAAAGACGUUGCCUUGCAAUUCGUAGGCAACUUGUUCGAGUACUUUCUCGUUCGAAGGAACCAAGGCAAGAAGGAUGAGAACAGGGAACAUUUGACUGUCAUUGGCGCGACAUCGGGAGACACUGGCUCGGCAGCUAUCUAUGGGCUGAGAGGCAAGCAAGAUGUAUCGGUCUUCAUAAUGUAUCCCAAGGGCAAGGUCAGCCCCAUACAAGAAGCCCAGAUGACAACAGUCCCAGAUCAGAACGUGCACAACAUCGCAGUACAAGGCACGUUUGACGAUUGUCAAGGCAUACUCAAAGACUUGUUCGCCGACAAGGAGAUGAACGAGAAGUUCCGCCUUGGGGCUGUCAACAGCAUCAACUGGGCCAGAAUUCUUGCGCAAAUCACAUAUUACAUCCAUUCCUACUUUUCCCUCGUACGGCAGACGAAGGAAUCAAAUCCCAAGUUCCGCUUCGUUGUGCCCACGGGUAACUUCGGAGACAUCCUGGCUGGAUACUUCGCGACGCGCAUGGGCCUUCCGACCGACAAACUUGUGAUUGCGACCAACGAAAACGACAUUUUGCACAGAUUCUGGAAGACGGGGUCGUACGAGAAGAAGCCGAAGCAUGGCGCUGAAGCUGAAGGAGGCCUAGAAGAGGAUGGAGCCAAGGCCGAUCCAUCUGGUGUCAAAAUGACCUACGCUCCUGCCAUGGACAUCCUGGUGUCGUCAAACUUUGAGCGACUCUUGUGGUUCCUGGCGUACCAGACUAGCAAUGUCGAAGAAGUCAAUAGACGCCGCAUGGUUGCUGGCGAACGCGUGAAAGGCUGGCUGGAGUGGCUGAAGUCGGAGGGAGGAUUCGAUGUGGAGAAGGAGAUUCUCGCUGCUGCCAAGAAGGAGUUCGAGAGCGAACGUGUGUCCGACAAGCAGACCAUCGACACAAUCAAGGACGUGUACACCUGGACCUUGCCGGAAUCGAGCGCAGUCAACGGCAAGCACAAGCCGGCCACGACUGGAAUGCUGCAUAAUGGUCAUUAUAUUCUCGACCCGCACUCUGCCAUCGGUGUUGCUGCGGCACUGCGUUCAGUCAAGGCGUCGCAGGAUGCAGGCUCGAAUGUGCAUCACAUCUCGCUCGCGACAGCUCACCCUGCCAAGUUCUCUCAUGCUGUCGAGCUGGCUCUCAAGGACGUGGAAGGCUUUACAUUCGAGACGGUGCUGCCAGAGCAAUUCAUUGGUCUCGACAAGCUUCAAAAGCGCAUCACCGAAUCAUCAAGCGAUUUCAAGGAAGUUCGGAACAUCGUCAUCAAGGAAGUGCAGUCAGAAAAGACACGGUAGUUCUGAGAGCAGAUCAAGGGCGGCAAUAGAAAAAAAGCGCAAAGAGAAUACAGAUGCUUCCAACUUGCAGAGGAGGAUUUUUGCGUGGUCAAGAAAGCAAAGACCCGUAGACAUAGACGAUAAUCUACGCUAUCAAGGCUGGUUCGCACGUGGCGGCCAGAUAGUUUUGGGGGGCGCUUCAAAGCAGACAAGUCGUGCCGGAUAGCGUGGACGGCAUCAGAGUCAAUUUAGAGGCGUUCAAGAAUUGGUGGGUGGUAUCUGAUGAUGCUUGAUGAAAAUGUGAUGAGAUUCAUGAUAG